UUCUUCCCCCACGGCCUCCGCCUUCUUCUCCAUGAAAGAAAAGGGACUGGAAAGAAAAAGAAGAACCAGAGGUCACGAUCCAAAAAUCAAGGAGCUGUCAUGGCAGAUCAAACAAGCUUAGGAGAAGGGCUGGUCGGAGAACUACAGCUGCAACAGGAUGGAGGAGAGUUUAUCAGGAAACAUCAUCAGGGGGUGUGCCAGCAGCAAAAAAAAGAAAAAGAAAUGAUUGAUCUCAAUGAGUUGCCUCAUGAUCUUAAUGAGCUUCCUCAUGAUAUGGAUCAACAGCAACCCAGCGUUCCACCAGGAGGUAACGUUGAUUAUGGGACAGAAAAUGUGCGCUCUGUUGACUCCACACAGCCAACCCGUGGGCCUAACCCUAUGGGCCGUGACAAUGUGGCAGGGCAGUCAUCAACCCGUGGUGCCCCUGUAGUGGUGUCUUUGCAGUCAGAGAGCCAUACUCUUGAUGACACAGGCACCGUGGCAGAUGUUGCUGGUCCAACCAGGACUGGGCUAGGAGCGGGGGUUGUUGACGGUGUUGUGCAAGGAGAAGAAGGAGAGGAUGAGGCUGGGUCUCAGCCCAUGGAACCCUAUGUUGGCAUGAGGUUUGAUAGCCUUCAAGUUGCUAAGGAUCAUUACAACAACUACGCCCUACGAAUGGGUUUCUCUGUCAAGAUGAACACCUCUAGGCGGACACCUCACACUAAUGUGUUGGUAAAACAACAGUUUUGUUGCAACAAGUACAAGAAGCCCAAAGCUAAUGAUGGAGGAGCGGAGGCUGCUCCUGUCCUGGACCCUAUACCAGAUCCAAUCGCUGUGGACGGUGAUGAGGAAAUGGAAGAUGAACCUCCAAUCUUUGCUAAAGAGGAGGCUGGUCCUAGUAAGAAAAAGAAGAAACGGAAACGCGAGACAAUAAAACAGACUCAAUGCAAGGCAAAAAUGUUGGUGAAGUUGAUAGAUGGGCGAUGGGAGGUGAUACACUUUGUUCGUGACCACAAUCAUCCGCUGGUGAACAAACCUUCGUUGACCAAAUACUUGAGAUCCCACCAAGGCAUUUCUCCGGAUGAAAAGGACUUUUUGCGCAUCUUGUAUAACUGCAACUUGACUAUAGGUGUGUUUCUAUAUCCCUUACAGUAUUAAGUUUCCCUCUAGACAGUCCAGUGUGCAACUGUUAUGGUACUUGUGUACAGCUAAAAUGUCUUAAGUGUGCAA
Molecule: messenger RNA, 1209 nt
Organism: Aegilops tauschii subsp. strangulata
Lineage: Eukaryota; Viridiplantae; Streptophyta; Magnoliopsida; Poales; Poaceae
Product: protein FAR1-RELATED SEQUENCE 5-like
Source: RefSeq, a predicted model, not a curated record